This is a messenger RNA of Colletotrichum godetiae, 611 nucleotides long. RefSeq lists its product as uncharacterized. NCBI's taxonomy places the organism in Eukaryota, Fungi, Ascomycota, Sordariomycetes, Glomerellales, Glomerellaceae. Bases 127 to 474 code for a protein of 115 amino acids. The transcript has a single exon. The record is from RefSeq and is a predicted model, not a curated record.
CCAAGAGAUAGAGAGAGUAUAUGAGUGGGAGUGGGAGUGGGAGUGAGAGUGAGAGUGAGAGACUAUUCUCAGUUCCGGGGUCUAGUGUCGAGUGUCGACUAUGGAAGUAGCGUGUCGAGAUAGUGCAUGGGCGAUGACUCUGUGACCAGUGGAAAUGCGCACCAUGUUCCCAUUAUCGUUAGUCGCAAAACAAGAGGCCAACAACUAAGGUUAUUCGGCAUGCCUCUCUCAAACCAAACCUGUCGUGUCGGAAUGCCUCAGUCGAAUGGCGAAAGAGAGUCGACGAGGGUCUGGCCGACGGGGAAAUCCUUGCCCUUUGGCGUUCUCGAGGUCCAGGUACCUUGUAGUUGCUUCCGGCCCCCUCCUGGAUCAGGUCGUGGGUACAGAUACUUUGUCCAGACCCUGAGACCCCUCAUCCCAGCCGCUUCCCUCGACACUUCUUGCCUCUGCAGACGAGGCACAAGGGAAACAUGAGGUGCCAAGGCAAAGUCAGUGCGGAAGUUCAGAGAGUAAUGAGGAUGGAAGGCGCAGAGAAGAGAUACGUGGAAAUUGGUUGGAGGCUUGGCAGAGGGGACAGCAGCGGUCCUCCAGCUGAGCGGAGUGCCCCCCGU